UGCCGGCCCGAGCGAGGCUUCGCGAUCGCUGACGUACGCCGAACGCCGCCGUGACGCCGAAAACGGCAAAUCGCCGUCAGUCUCGCAAUGGCGUUAGUAGGAGUUAGUUGUGUGUUCGUUUAGUUUAACAUCAACCCGAGCGGACACCGGCCCAAAAUAUUGGCCUGUCUACUCCUGCUCGAAUUACUCGAAAACACUUCUUGUAAUUCUUUUACGCAACUUAGGGACGUAUACAUCGCCACGGACAGUCAAAUUUUGGUACGAUAUCCACUCAGGGCGAAUCAUUUCAAGAUCAUGUACAUCUCAUCGUAGUUCCUCAUCGUUUUAAGUGUUUUGUGUUGUGUUGUGAACUUAGUGUGACAGUGUUGUGUUUGUGAUGGAUCCUGGAUCGCCUUCGCUGUUGUGGCCGCUGCGUAUGAGCAAGCCGGCCGUAACACCGGUAACGUCGAGCGGGGAACAUAGCAAGGCGGAGGAUAGAUCGCAGUCGCCGGUCCUAGCGGAGCGGUUGACGGUAGCGCCCUCACCCACCAGCCCGGCGCCUAGCAGUCCUGCACCCCCUCAACACCACUUCCAAGCGGCUCUCGUAGCUGAAAAAUACCUCUUACUGGAACAAGUGGAAGGGUCAUCCUUAUGCCGAUGUGUGGACGUGCGCACACAAGAGGAAUAUGUUUGUAAAGUGGUGUCGAGAGAUUGUAGCAGCUUACUUCAAGCCCACUACCGCCUCGAUGGGCACCCGCACGUCAAUCCAAUACAUGAAGUUCUAGUCGGCGAUAAGAGGGUGUACCUAAUCUUUCCAAGAUCGCAUUCCGACCUACACUCGUAUGUGAGAGCGCGGAAAAGGCUACGGGAGCAUGAAGCUCGAAGAUUGUUCAGGCAAAUGGCUGAAACCGUUGCAGCUUGUCACGAACAAGGCAUCGUGUUACGGGAUCUCAAAUUGAGAAAAUUCGUUUUCGCGGAUCCACAGAGAACGACGUUAAAAUUAGAAUCGUUGGAAGAUGCUGUUGUACUCGAUGAUCCAGAAGAAGAUCUCCUCCAAGAUAAACGCGGGUGUCCAGCUUACGUGUCUCCAGAAAUUCUGAGAGCUCAUCGGACGUACUCAGGAAGAGCAGCAGACAUGUGGUCCCUCGGCGUCAUACUGUACACGAUGCUUGUUGGAAGAUAUCCAUUCAAUGAUUCAGAGCACGCGUCAUUAUUUGCAAAAAUAUCACGGGGUUACUUCGUAGUGCCCGAAUGCCUAUCAUCACGGGGAAAAUGCUUGAUACGUUCUCUGUUACGGCGGGAAGCAUGCGAGCGUCUGAGCGCGAGGGAUGUCCUCAGACACCCUUGGCUCGCAAGAGACCCUAGGAACGAGCUACCGCCCCGUGCCGCCGCCUCGCAUGAUCGACUCGUGCCAGAUAUCGACAUGGAGGAAGAUUGUAUCUAGUUCUCAAGCAGUUAAUUCGAAGAGCAGCUCAUAACCGGUGCUGGCAUCGGUAGGGGAAACAUAGUUUCAUUAUCACAUUUAAUGCAAUAGUCUGUCCAGGCGCAUCGUUCGUACUGAUCAUUUCAAUAUGUUCCAUAUAAAGAUGUAAGCAGUAUCAACGCGCGUAAUGGACGUUCGUUGUGAUUCAAAUAUAUUUAUGAAUUUAUUAUAAGUUAUUCCGGCCUAUGUCCGCUGUAAGGUUGCGGUUGCGCUCACUGAAAUAGUCUAUUACAAAAGUCGAUUUCAAUACCACGUGUUCAAUAUUAUUUCAGUAGUAGUACCCGAAGCCAAAUGAAGGUCUCUGUGGAGAUUUUGUUUUAGUGAUUAAGGCCCAAGUGGGAUCAGUUGGUGGGGGCGGCUGGCCCGCGCCCCGCCGCACUCUAAUUUAUAAUCUAGAAGCUCGAAAUCUGCAAUAAGAAUCGCAUAAUUCAACAACAGCGCAAACAAACGCUGCUCCAACGAAAUUACAGUUUUAUGCGGGUUUUAUUGGCGGUAUUUUGUUUAAGCUUUUACGAGCUGUGGUGUAGUCAUAAUGUUUGUAAUGACAGAAAGUGAGACUGAUAUCGCGUUCUUGUGAUCUUUGGAAGCGUAGCGACGAGCCUCUUCUCGUCGAGCAUGUAGAUCGAUUCGGGCUUUGAGACAGAUCGUUUGGUGUCCGCCAUAUGCCGGGACGUACAAAUGUUUAUUUCAUUGUCCGAAACUGUCCGUGUCGAAUUAUUUAUAUGAAGCAUUAUGUUAACUAUUACGUUAAAUCCUCUUAAGCCUAAUGUAACCAUAUCAAUUUCACAACAGUAUAGAUUAAUUACUAUAUUGCAUUGAAAUUGUUGCUGUACGCUGUAGCCUUAGGUAAAUUACCUAUGUAAAUGUAUAUUUUAUAUUUAUAUGAAAGUAAACUUAUAAUUCAUGUAAUUGUGAUCUCCACCGAUGUUAUUUAGCGAUUAUUAGAUUGCCAUUAUGUUGUUACGCAGAAGUGAUAGUUCUUUUGUUGCACAACGUUCGUUUGCUUCCAUCAUAGAGUUAUUUUUGAUUAUAUUAUUUGGUUAUAUUAAAUCGUGAUUAUUUGAAAAAUCGACAGUUAACUAAAUUAUUAUUAUGUUAUUUCAUGUAUCAAUCAGAAAUUAUGUUUGAAAAAAUAUUUUUACACACACAUCACCAUGUACCGAUAAUGGUCGUAGAAUUUGGUCUGUGCCAUUUAUUUAAUUUAAACGUAAUAAUUUAUUUGUUGUUGAUAAUAAUAAUAGACGGUAUGAAGGCGGCACUUCUUCCUAUAAACUAAAUUAUUUUCCCAUUUGGUACUUGGUGUUGAGUUUUAUUGUGAUUGAAAUUUUGAGAUCAAUUUUCGUUUUCAUUAUUCUUUUCUAUUUUUUUUUCCAAAUUAUAAAUCAAUAAUGUUACCAUAUCUAAAUUGUUCUUUUUUACUAAUUGUUUUUGAAUUAUUUUGUUUACAUAUUAUUUAUGCCGGGGUUGUUCAAUUUCAUUUCAUUGAAAACAAUCGCGAGCGUCGGCGGUGAGUGAGAGCGUGUUACGUCACUUCCGUAUACCGCUAAGCUCGAAAUAGAAAUGCAUUUGAACUCCGAUGGUAAUGGCCCCCUUAAAUCUUUAAAUAGUCAAGACUUUCAGUGAUAAAAGCGUGUUGUACAAUAGUAGCCUAUCUGUAAAAUAUUACUAUGUUAAUUUAUACAAACUGUAAAUAGUGCUAAGGUACCCUAAGAAGAGAAAAGAUGAUAAAGGGAAUAAAAAUAAUUUAGAAAAAUU
This is a messenger RNA of Galleria mellonella (greater wax moth), 3217 nucleotides long. RefSeq names its product tribbles homolog 2-like. The record is from RefSeq and is a predicted model, not a curated record. Lineage: Eukaryota; Metazoa; Arthropoda; Insecta; Lepidoptera; Pyralidae. Gene Ontology annotation, molecular function: mitogen-activated protein kinase kinase binding; protein kinase activity; ATP binding. Gene Ontology annotation, cellular component: nucleus. Gene Ontology annotation, biological process: regulation of MAP kinase activity; positive regulation of proteasomal ubiquitin-dependent protein catabolic process; protein phosphorylation. The coding region runs from base 377 to 1423 and encodes 348 amino acids. The transcript has 5 exons.